Messenger RNA from Colletotrichum aenigma, 174 nucleotides. RefSeq lists its product as uncharacterized. The record is from RefSeq and is a predicted model, not a curated record. The transcript has 2 exons. NCBI's taxonomy places the organism in Eukaryota, Fungi, Ascomycota, Sordariomycetes, Glomerellales, Glomerellaceae. Bases 1 to 174 code for a protein of 57 amino acids.
AUGACUUUCUUCAACUUCAUGCCUCUGCUCACCCAUCUUCAUCAUCUGAACCGAGCAGUCAGCAACAGUGGGCCAACGAACAUGGGAACGACAAUCACUGGACCCGAGCAAUCUGCAAAAUGGAGUCUGUCAACAGGGAUCGCCCGCCCGCACCCGACCCGAUCGAACGGUUGA